Messenger RNA from Alnus glutinosa, 1129 nucleotides. RefSeq names its product EPIDERMAL PATTERNING FACTOR-like protein 6. The transcript has 3 exons. The record is from RefSeq and is a predicted model, not a curated record. Bases 550 to 972 code for a protein of 140 amino acids. Gene Ontology annotation, biological process: guard cell differentiation; stomatal complex development. Lineage: Eukaryota; Viridiplantae; Streptophyta; Magnoliopsida; Fagales; Betulaceae.
CAAAAAUUAAGGAUGAAGGAUUAAAAACAAAAGAAGAAGAAGAAGGAAAAAGUGGGCUGCAAGGGGUGGCUGAAGAGAACAGAACUCGGGUCAUCUUUGUAUUUCUCAGUCAGGGAAUGGUAGAAAGACAGAGAGAAGAAAGCCUGCAAGAGAAUCCAAGACCCAAACAUGGUAAAGCUUAAGAAACGACGACGAUCCGCAUAGAUUCACCUUCUUUUUACUCCCUAUCUCUCUCUCUCUGCAACACUUUCUCUGCCACACUCAUCUCAAGUAGCCGUACCAUCCACCCACUCUUUCCCACCUCCACCUCCACAACCACCCCCACCAUUCACACAUCCCAAAAAUUCACAGAGAUCUACACACAGAGAGAGUGAUCUGAGACACAAGGCCUGUGAAUCUUUGAUGUUAUAGGUAUUGGUUUUUGGAUGACAGCUGCAUGGAACGUGGGAAAUACAAGUCCAACAUAAUUAUUGCUCAUCCAUAGCUUGUAAAAUCCAAUAUCAAAGACUCACAGAAGAGAGAAACAGAGUGCCUCUGUUCUUCUUGUUCAUGGAGUGGCAGAGAAGAAGACCAAGGUCCAUAAACAACCCAUACCCACCUAUUCUUUACUGUCUCUCCAUCUUCUUCUUCUCAUUUUGUGCGCUGUUCAGCAGCAUCAGCUCCAGCAGACCUACAUGCCAAGGCAGCACGUGUCCUUUGUCUGCAAAGGCUGAUGUACAUUUUCAGGAAUUUGAGAAGAGAAGGGAGGAAGAGAGCAUGGUGUCCAUAGGCAGGAAAGAAACCUCAAUGAGCUUGGCAAUGAGGAUUUUGAGUGGGCCCGGUUCGUCACCUCCACGAUGUACGUCGAAGUGUGGCAAGUGCACGCCGUGCAACCCGGUCCAUGUGCCGGUGCCACCUGGGACCCCGGUGACCACCGAGUAUUAUCCCGAAGCCUGGAGAUGCAAGUGUGGCAACAAGCUGUAUAUGCCAUGAUAUUUAUAUGCUUAAUUUAUUGUGGUUGCAAUGAGAAAUACUCAUGUCAAUUAGCUAGUUUAAUGAAAACUACUAAUGAGAACAGAGAUAUAUGGAGGACUUCGAUUUGUGUAAAGAAUAUUAUAUAUCGACACUAAUCGAGAUCAUGCCUAUGAAA